GUCCCAUCUCUUCUCUCCCUGUCUGCUCACUGUCUGACACUGAGCACAGUGAGUUCAUUAUUUCCUCCAUAUCUGGAAUUUGUUUCUACUCAAAGGGUUUUCAUGCAGCGACAGACAGUGGACUAAUAUUGCACCCAACAGGAAAAUGGUUCCCGUUAAACUCCUCAUUCUGGGAGCUCAGAACACUGGAAAAACAGCACUGUGUGUUCGUUUCAUAACCAAGCGCUUCAUUGGUGAAUACGACCAUAAAAAGGAGGUGACCUAUAGAUGCAGUCGGGUGGUGGACCAGGAAGCUGUUGAUCUUGAGAUUCUGGAUACAGCUUGUAAGGACAGCUCUGCGGCUUCUCUGGAGUCUUCCAUUCAUUGGGCAGACGGUUUCCUGCUGCUCUACUCCGUCACACAACGCCUCAGCUUCCUGGAGGUCCCUCGACUCAAGAAGCUCAUCGACCAAACCAAACAGAGUCUGGUUGUUCCUACAGUGCUGGUAGCCAAUAAGGCAGACUUGGAAAUUGGCAGGGAGGUGACAACAGAGGAAGGGCAGAGACUGGCCAAGGAUUUAAGGUGUGGUUUCAGGGAGCUGUCUGUGGCAGAAGCUGUUUUAACUGUGGAAGCAGCCGUGUUUCAGCUCAUCAGGCUGGUGUUGGAUCAGCAGCGCCCUCUCCCUGACCGUCGCUCCUACAUGCUGACUGUUCGCCACGCUCUGACCAGGAAGCUGACCAGAUCCAAGACCAUGCAGUGGUGACUGCAGCAAACAAACAAUUCACCAGUUUUUACAGUGGGACAUUUGAGUAAAAGGUGUGCGUUGUUUGUUCUCAUAAAUUUUACUUCCGGACUGAUUUUACGAUAUUAGCACUAUAGUAUCCCCUGUUUAUUGUAACAUAAAGGUAUGUUAAAUCCUCGUUUCACUCAGUAAGCCUGUGUAUGGAUGAAACCUUUUGAAGUGUGGACCAGUUUCAUGCAGCACUGAUUUCCAGCUUAAGCCUGCAACUUCUGGCUUCCUGGAGUGAUGGUUGUUGAGGCCUUGGAUUCACAAAGCAGGAAAAGUCACAAAAAUUAUCAAAACUUUGCAAAUCACUGUAGAUAAAAAAAUGUUUGAACUUACAAACUCUGGGAACAAGAGCACAUAGUUGUGACCAAAUAUGUGUUUGCAGUUUUACUGCACAAUUCCAGCUCAGCCUGAGGUAAUCUGGAAAAGAGGUUGGAUCCGGAUGAAUAAAAUAUUAGCAGGAGAAAUAAUGUAUGUAUUUGAGUUGGGGUGAGCUUCAAUACUGGGCUAUCACAUCAGCUCCUUUCAUCCCUUUGACAGCAUUUUGUUUUACAGCUGCAUUUAUAUGUUUACUGUACAUGUCAGCAUGUGCACAGUAAUACCACCCAGCAAAAGCAAUAGUCUGUUUAAGCCAUAUACAUUAAUGUAUAAACUGAGAGCCCUCUACAGGAUUUUUUGUCCUUGUUUGCUAUGUGUUCCAUUCUCCAGUAGAGGGCAGUACAGUCAUUUCAGUUAGUGCAGACUCAACCCAAGUCCCACAGGAUGUCAAAUACACCAUUUGGCCAACGUUAUAUACAUCUCUGUCCAGUUUGGUAUGGAAGAAGUUGGCUAGCCUGCGCUGAGCCCUUACUGCCCAACAUAGUGAAAUCCAAAAUCACGUGGAAAGCCCUCCCAGAAGAGUGGAGGCUGUUACAGCAGCAGAUCAACGCCCAUGGUUUUGGAAUAAAAUGAUUAAGAAUCACA
This is a messenger RNA of Micropterus dolomieu (smallmouth bass), 1729 nucleotides long. RefSeq lists its product as uncharacterized. Gene Ontology annotation, molecular function: GTPase activity; GTP binding. The record is from RefSeq and is a predicted model, not a curated record. The coding region runs from base 146 to 742 and encodes 198 amino acids. Lineage: Eukaryota; Metazoa; Chordata; Actinopteri; Centrarchiformes; Centrarchidae. The transcript is spliced from 8 exons.